Messenger RNA from Effrenium voratum, 2020 nucleotides. NCBI's taxonomy places the organism in Eukaryota, Dinophyceae, Suessiales, Symbiodiniaceae. The record is from the annotation of a GenBank genome assembly.
GCACCCUUUGCCCAACCUGUGUCCACGACGCCCCCCGCCCACAUGUUUGGCGCAUCGUGGGCUCCUUGGUGCUCAAGCGCCUGUCGGGGGACGUCGACUUGGAUCGCGGGCCGUGUUCAUCUUGAGAUAUGACGCAGACGUUGGAGCGCCGCGGAAGCCGUGCUUGGAGGCUGUCGCCAGCGGCAGACUCCGCCCAGGACGCGGAGCAACACCGGCGGCAGCGCGCCUGGCGGCAGAGGAACUGGGUGCCGGCGACCAGCGAUGAGAUCAGCGAUCCAGAGGCAUUCUUCAAGCUCUUCUGCAGCAGCUGCAACUGCUUUCUCUCAGACAAGGGCCUGAUGAUGCAGAUGCUUGCCAACGAGUCCAGCAUUUGCUUCGCCACAGAGAAGCAGCCCCAAGACAUCGUGCUGCAGGAUGAGGCGGGCAAGACUCCCGGCGUGUGCGACUGCAAGGUGCGUGACAUGGCCUGCGGCUGCGGGGCGCGCCUGGGGUAUCACCUUCUCUCUGCCUGCGAGGUGUGCGAGGAGUCGGGCACGAGGCAGCGCUGGUUCCUUUGCCCUCGCUGUGUGGAGGCGGAGCCGGCGGAGCCUGUGGAUCUUGAGGCCACGGAGCCAGUGGCAGCGCCGCCGCCGGCCCUUGCCACACCGCGCUUCGCGGCAGACAGCCCGCCGCAGUUUGGUGAAGCAGCGAUAGCCGCGGUUCCGCUUCCGCGGAUUCUGGCCGAACGAGACCAGCAAGCAGAGGAACCUGCGGAUCGCAGCGAGGCGGAGCUGGCCAAACGGGAGGCGGAGCUGACGCGCCGCGAGCGGCUGGUGACACAAAAGGAGGAGGAGCUCAAGACUUUGGAGUCGCAACUGCAGGCCCAAGCAUCACAGGCGCAGGUGCAGCAGGGCGUGCCUACCCCUUGCAAGCCUGUGGUGAGCCGCCGAGCUGAGCGGCCCCAGGCGCCCACGCCAGCGCUUCAGACGCAGAUGACGCCGCAGUUGACGACCCAAAUGACGCCUCAGGUUUCGCAGACGCCGCAUACGCAGACAAUUCCACAGAUGACUCCACCGCAGAUGUCGCAGAUGACACAGAUGACGCAUCAGGAGACACCCAAGCAGCCGGCCACGGAGGCGGACCUGCGGAAGUGGCAGGCGGUGCAGCGUGAGGCGGCAGAGGCGCAACAGCGGGUGCAGGCCGCAGAGGAGGCAACGUUCGAAGACACCAAGGAGCCACAGGGACGCCUGGACUUCGCUCAGCGCUUGGCGGAGAAGCGCCGCGAGCUGAGCCGCUGGCAGCGGAGCCUCGAGGAGAAGAGCGCGGCACUGGAGGAAAUGGAGCAGAAGUUGGGCUUCUCGGCGAUGUCUUCACGCAGCGGCCUCCGCGACGUCGCGGCCUUCGCCGCAGCCUCCGCGGAGCACUUCGACGCGGCGCAGCUCGCCGCGGCCCUGGGCCGCGGCGCCGUGGUCGGCGCCUUCGGCGCGGCGCGGCUGCUGGCGGCGGCGGCGCGGCCGGUGCUGGGGGCCACCAAGGUGGCGGCAAAUGCCGCAGUGGCCUUUGCGGUGAGCGGCUACACCGCAGCGGUGGAGCGGUCCACUCAGGAGGCGCAGGACCGCGCCCUGCAAGAUGCCACCUCCCUGCGCCGCGCCCGCUACUACGCGGCGGCCGCCGCCUCGCCACAGGUCCGCGACGGCUGUGGGGUGCCGCCGGCUCCGCGCCGCGAGUUCUUGGAGAGCCCCGGGCUCAGCACUCGGGGCGCCGUGGGCUUCGAUCGGAGCUCCCCGUGGCCUUCGCCCAUCUACCCCGUGUCCCCCAUGCCGACGCAUGGCGUGCAUGGAGCGCACGGCGCGGCUGGGCUGGCGCCGGUCAUGGAGCGCGAGGGCUUGGUGGGUUGGCUCCGCCGCACCAGCGGCUGCCACCGCCGGAGCUCCGCGUACGGCGCCCACGGGAGCCGCUUCCGCUGAGUGCGGUCCGAGCCCCUCCAAACCGGCGCGCGAUUAAGGUUGUCUCAGUCCCUGAGCUUGGAUAGGGGUGUGCA